AUGCCGUCGGAACGGUUUCAACACGUCCACAUCGACAUCAGCGUCCCCCUUCCACCGGUCGGGCCUUACCGCUACUGCCUCACCGCCAUCGAUCGGUACACUCGAUGGCCCAAAGUAUUGCCGCUCGAAAGGAUUACCGCAGAAGACGUCACCUCGGCCUUCUUCGCCGGCUGGAUUUCCAGCUUCGGCAUGCCUCGUCACGUCACAACCGAUCAAGGCCGGCAAUUCGAGUCCCAACUAUUCCGGCUCCUCGGGCUUUCCACCGGCUUCCAGCGCUCACGGACUACCAGCGACCAGCCCUGCGCCAACGGGAUGAUUGAGCGGUUUCGCCGACAGCUCAAGGCAGCCAUCACGUGCCACCCUAACUCAACGUGGCUCGAGGCUCUCCCGGCCGUCGCUCUUGGUCUGCGCGCCACUUUCAAACCAGACAUCCAGGCAACGCCCGCAGAACACGUUUACGGGGAGCAGGCUUCGCCUAUCCUGGGGAACUUCUCUCCGCUUCAACUCCCGACCUCACCACCUCGGACCCUACAGACUUUGUCGCCCGGCUGCGCCGCACAAUGUCCUCACUGCGCCCGUCUCCAGCAGCACGUCACAUCAAGCCGACCCCGUUCGUGUUCAAGGACUUGGCAACGUGCUCGCAUGCACGUUGCCGCGACGACACUGUACGUGCGCCGUUUGAACGACCUUACUCCGGACCCUAUAAAGUCAUCCGCCGUGAAGACAGAACAUUCACCCUUCAAAUCAGCGGGAGGGACGUUCGUGUCUUCAUCGACCGACUGA
Molecule: messenger RNA, 783 nt
Organism: Dermacentor silvarum
Lineage: Eukaryota; Metazoa; Arthropoda; Arachnida; Ixodida; Ixodidae
Exons: 1
Coding region: 1-783 (260 amino acids)
Biological process (GO): DNA integration
Molecular function (GO): nucleic acid binding
Source: RefSeq, a predicted model, not a curated record